Molecule: messenger RNA, 2870 nt
Organism: Cydia pomonella (codling moth)
Lineage: Eukaryota; Metazoa; Arthropoda; Insecta; Lepidoptera; Tortricidae
Product: cytochrome P450 6B1-like
Exons: 2
Coding region: 1033-2562 (509 amino acids)
Molecular function (GO): monooxygenase activity; oxidoreductase activity, acting on paired donors, with incorporation or reduction of molecular oxygen; iron ion binding
Source: RefSeq, a predicted model, not a curated record
CAUUAAUCAGGCUAAUUUAAGUAUCCAGAUAUAACCCAGGUCCUUGGAUCGCUCGCAAAGCUCAAUAUUACACUUUUCGAACCACUCGAUACGCUCGUGGUUCAAUUUUUAGAAUCUUUAGCUUGCUCAUAUGUCAAUAUUAGCACGAGGGGUUAACUUUGCCCCCUUGUAAAACAAAUACUACGGCUACUUUCUAUCACCGCACCGCCCGCCGUCGGAAUUUCCUCCAGCGCACGCUCUGGUUGUGGAAUGAGCUACCAGCCGAGGUUUUCCCGAGGGUCUACAGUAUGAGGUUCUUCAAAAAAGGAGUGUACAGAUUUUUAAGGGUUGGCAACGCGCAUGUAACACCUCUGGAGUUGCAGGUGUCCAUAGGCUACGGUGACUGCUUACCAUCAGGCGGGCCGUAUGCUUGUUUGCCACCGUCGUGGUAUAAAAAUAAAACUAAAAACUAUUAUGGCUAGAUGAAAACUCUUAAAAAUAGGAACUACCUAAUUAAUUUAUGCUCAACUUCCGUGAUCCUUUAAUUUAAUUGUUAUUUGAUGAUCUCGAUAAAGCUACUAAAUAGGUAUAAUUGAUGAUUUUUUAAUAGCUUUAUAACUUAAUACUUCAUCAGUUAAUGCAUCUCAAUGCGUUGUUGAUUUGACCGAAUUAGAUAAGGAUUAAGGCGCAUGGCACACUGCAUGCGAUUCGCACGUGCGACGUGCGAGUGGGAAGUCGCUAUAUUACGCGCAUAGCGUUGUCUUCCUCAAACAUCGACGACGUGACAUGCGCCGUAAUUUCGUCAGAUGACACGCAUUUUCUUAUAAAACAGUUUUUUUUAACACAGAAAUGAAUAAAAUAGUCUUGACGGAAUUAAUUAUAAUGACCGUAGGACUCGGGUUUAAGUCCAUCAGAAAAUUAGUUUAAUAUGUAUUUACGGUAUUUCUGUCUAGUCAUGGUUUGUCAGCUUCAUUAUACUCGUAGCACUAAAGUAUAUAUAAUGUAAGAUGAGAGGAUUCGUUGUUUAGUCUUCAUUUAGGAACCGACUCAAUCAUGCUUACUUUAACAAUCGGGGGUCUCCUUUUAGCGGCCGUCUAUUACUAUCUCACUCGCACAUUUAACUACUGGAUAAAACGUGGCGUCAAGCACGAUAAACCAAUCCCACUUUUCGGCACCAAUGCGAAGAACUUCCUGUUAUGUGCUAACCCUGUGGAUAUGGCUAGAGAAGCAUAUAAGAAGUACCCAACUGAACAACUAGUAGGAUUCUUCCGCGGCACCCGUCCAGAGCUGAUAAUCAGAGAUCCGGAGCUCGCCAAACGCGUCUUGACCAGCGAUUUCAACUCUUUCCAUCGUCGGGGGAUUGUGGAUUCAUCUACAAUGGAGCCUCUUCAGAAGCAGCAAGUUGCUGCAGACGAUGAUCUGUGGCGUCAGCUGCGAUUGCGUAUGACGCCUGCUUUCUCAAGUGGAAAACUUAAAGCGAUGUUUCCUUUGAUUGUGGAGCGUGCGGAGAUCUUACAAGCGCGGUUGAAGGAGAUAUCCAACAAACAACAAGCCGUUGACGCUAGGGACCUCAUGGCGCGCUUUACCAACGAUAUAAUUGGCUCCGCUGGCUUCGGAGUCGUCUCCGAUUCCCUCAACAAUGAAGAAGAUGCCAUGCGGAAGCUCGGACUGAAAAUAUUCUCCAUCAACUUCACGCGUGUCAUUAAUCAAACAUUGAAGAACCUUAACCCUAAAUUUUUUGGGCAUUUGAAGAUUCUUGGAAAUGUAGAAAAAGAUGUCAUUGAAAUGGUUCGAACCGUCAUGCAGCAGCGAAAUUAUGAACCUAGCGGAAGACAUGACUUUAUUGAUAUACUUUUGGAGUGUAAAAAGAAAGGAGCUAUGACAGGAGACUCGAUAGUAGAGACGAAUCCGGAUGGGACUCCUAAGAAAGUGUCUAUAGAGAUGGAUGAGACGAUAAUGGCGGCGCAGAGUUUUUUAUUCUUUGCAGCUGGAUUUGAGACCUCGUCUUCUGUGAGCAGCUACACUUUGCAUGAGCUCGCACAUAAUCCGCACGUCCAAGAAAAAGCACAGGCAGAAAUCGACAAAGUGCUACUUAAAUACAAUAACAAGCUGUGUUAUGAUGCAAUCCUUGAAAUGUCUUACCUAAGAUGGUGUUUGAAUGAAGCUAUGAGAGUGUUUCCGUCCGUGGGUAUAUUGCGUCGUCAAAGCGUGCAUCCGUACACCUUCCCUGGCACAAAAGUGACUAUUGACGGUGGUGUGACCGUGAUCAUACCUUUGGAAGCUUAUCAGAAUGAUCCGAAGAUAUUCCCUGAGCCCCAAGAGUUUCGACCGGAGCGCUUUGAUCCAGACGUUAUGACGCAUGAGCAAAAAGUGGCGUAUCUGCCGUUUGGGGGCGGACCUCGAGCAUGUAUUGGUGAACGUCUCGGAGUGAUGCAAUCCAUGGCUGGAUUGGCCGCGGUAUUGGCUCAGUACUCAGUGAGGCCGGCGGGCGCACCUCGCUACCCCACGUCCAGCCCUUACUCGGGCGCUGUCAACUUCAUUAAGGGAGGACUGCCACUUAUAUUCCAGGAGAGAAAAUUGUAACUACAACAUAGACAAACAGGACAGAAAGUUAAAGUACGUCUCAUGUCGUCUCACUGACGACCAGUUUGGCCUAGUGGGUAGUGACCCUGCCUACGAAGCCGAUGGUCCCGGGUUCAAAUCCUGGUAAGGGCAUUUAUUCGUGUGAUGAGCAUGGAUAUUUGUUCCUGAGUCAUGGCUGUUUUCUAUGUAUUUAAGUAUUUAUAAAUAUUGAUAUAUUAUAUAUAUCGUUGUCUAAGUACCCUCAACACAAGCCUUAUUGAGCUUACUGUGGGACUUAGUCAAUUUGUGUAAUAAUGUCCUAUAAUAUU